CAAACAUCCACAGAAACCCCCAAUCCACUCCAAACCCAGACACCCGCCCGCCGCGACGUUGCAACACAGUUUUCAUGGUAGCAGCGAACGUUCCCGAUUCGAGGCAGAGUCCAUUUGGAAGUCCCGGGCAUCGGAGGAUCACUGCGGCAAGCACCGACCGAUCGGCUGAGUUGUGAAAUCCAAGAAGUGGACUAGGACGCCCUGACACAAACCUCACACACUGUUGGUGACUGGACUACAGCGGAGCCACAUCGAAAUAAGUAGCAGUCAGCGGAGGAGGAGGCGGCGGCAGAGUGCAGCCGUGGCCAAGAAGUCUUGAGACGCAGUUCCGCGAGCAAUCGUAACCAGGACCAGCACAAGCCAUGGCAUUGCUGACCAUGAUAGCCAGGGUCAUCGAUGGCCUUCCUCUGGUGGGGACCAUGCAGGAUGACGAACAGAGCGGACGAAGCAUACUGGACUACCAAAACCAGGCCAAGAUGCUCUUCCGCAAGCUUGGCACCCACUCACCGGCUCGUUGCAGUAUCGAGACCGGACCCUACCUAUUCCACUACCUAAUCGAGAACGACGUCUGCUACCUGGUGAUGGUGGACAAGAUGUACUCAAAGCGACUGGCCUUCAAUUACCUGGAGGACCUGGCUCAGGAGUUCCACGCUAACUACGGCCGGCGGGUAAACUCUGUGACGCGCCCAUACGCAUUCAUAGAGUUUGACGUGUACAUACAGAAGGCGAAAAAACAGUUGACGGACCGCAGACGCAACAUCAGCAACAUCAACACACAGCUGCAGGAUGUGCAGCGCAUCAUGGUGCAGAACAUUGACGACGUGCUCCAACGUGGCACAGUGCUGGCGGAACUUGACACCAAGACCCAGAACUUAUCGAUGAUGUCACAGAAGUACAAGAAGGACGCCAAGCUGCUCAACCGAAAAUCCAUGUACGUGAAGGCGAUGGCCGUGGGCAUGAUACUUCUAGUGUUCAUCAUGUAUUUCUGGGUUCUGUAAUAUCAAGCAGUUCCUUGGCCACUCGGAGCGGUGCGUUCUUUGUUGGCGUCAAGCGUCAAGGACGCAAGACCAAAAGACAUUUAGAUUACGCGUGCACCUGUACUCCACGCCACCAACCACACCAUAUUCAUUCAUAUCUAUGAAUCAUAGACAGGCGAGAAGUGAAUAGCGAAACCCCUACCAGCAUACGCAUCGCUCCCAAGGCUUGUUUCACUUCUAAUAUUAACUUACCUUUGCGUUAUUUACGGUCUGGGAUUCCAUUUAUUAUUAACUCCCAUUUCAUUUCGCCGUGCGCUCCCGUUGCGCAGGUUUUCUGAAUAUUUGAUUACGAAUCGGGUUUAGUUUAGACGACCUUUGAGCCAAGUCGGUUGACUACGACCCAAAUCUGUAAAUUAUGAGCGUCGUUCCGUGUGUGUGUGUAUAAAUGUCUAGAUUGUAGAUGGAUCGCUGCAUAGCGAAUCCAAAUCCGGCGGGGUGCUUGAUACAAGCUGCAAAAACACCGCAAAAAAACAAAGAAAAAGAAAAGAUAAGCGAAAAGAAAGGAAAAGAAAAGAAAGGGAAAUAAACAAUAAAAGUUUUAGGCAAUUUAUAUGUGUACAAUUAAGGCAAAUAAAUAAAUUUACAUUGUUUAAUAAAGAGAAGGCAAAACUGUGUUCGAUGCACUACCCAAGCCCGAAAGAUAGCAA
This is a messenger RNA of Drosophila mauritiana, 1684 nucleotides long. It is a transcript of the gene Sec22, whose product is annotated as vesicle-trafficking protein SEC22b-B. The transcript has 4 exons. The coding region runs from base 363 to 998 and encodes 211 amino acids. NCBI's taxonomy places the organism in Eukaryota, Metazoa, Arthropoda, Insecta, Diptera, Drosophilidae. Gene Ontology annotation, molecular function: SNAP receptor activity. Gene Ontology annotation, cellular component: endoplasmic reticulum membrane; endoplasmic reticulum-Golgi intermediate compartment; Golgi membrane. The record is from RefSeq and is a predicted model, not a curated record. Gene Ontology annotation, biological process: retrograde vesicle-mediated transport, Golgi to endoplasmic reticulum; endoplasmic reticulum to Golgi vesicle-mediated transport; vesicle fusion with Golgi apparatus.